Molecule: messenger RNA, 1079 nt
Organism: Cucurbita pepo subsp. pepo (vegetable marrow)
Lineage: Eukaryota; Viridiplantae; Streptophyta; Magnoliopsida; Cucurbitales; Cucurbitaceae
Product: Peroxidase superfamily protein
Biological process (GO): hydrogen peroxide catabolic process; response to oxidative stress
Molecular function (GO): heme binding; peroxidase activity
Source: RefSeq, a predicted model, not a curated record
GGAGUUAAGAGAAGAAAUCCUUUGAUUUUGAAAGGAGAGAGAGAGAGGGAAAGAUGAUGAGAGAGAGAAGAACAAGGUGGCUUGUUCUCUCCCUUGUGGGGCUAGCCUUGAUGAGCUGCCUGUGCAGCGUGAAGGCUGAGAACACAUUGCAGCCGCCGGUGAAGCUCAUAUGGCAUUACUACAAGCUCAACACAACAUGCCCUGAUGCUGAGACAUACAUAAAGCAUCAAGUCAAGUUGUUUUGGCAAAAGGAUAAGAGAAUCACUGCCAAGUUCCUCCGCUUGCUCUCCGCCGAUUGCCUCUCGAAAAACGGUUGUGAUGGUUCGAUACUUCUCGAUGGACGAAACUCAGAGAAAAACGCACCACAAAACCAAGGCCUAGAAGGGUUCGAAGAAAUCGACAAGAUCAAAACCGUACUCGAAGACCGUUGUCCCGGUGUUGUUUCUUGUACAGAUAUUCUUAACCUAGCCACUCGGGAUGCUGCCCAUUUGGCCGGUGCACCGUCGUAUCCGGUUUAUACGGGAAGGAGGGAUUGUUUAAGAACGAGUAUCGAUGCGGUAGAUUUCCCGUCCCCUUCUAUAUCAUGGCAAGAAGGGCUAGCAUAUUUCGAGUCCAAGAGUCUCGACGUCUUAGACAUGGCAACACUUUUAGGAGCACAUUCAAUGGGGCAAACACAUUGCAGCUACAUCAAGGACAGGCUAUACAAUUUCAAUGGCACAAAAAAAGCAGACCCAACAAUGAACAAAUCAUUGUUAAAAGAGCUUCAAAAGAAAUGCCCAAAGAAAUCAAAAACAGACCCAACAGUGAAUCUAACACCAAAAUCUGGAAAUGACUAUCAAUUCACAGGGCUGUACUACUCGAGGAUCCUUUCGAAGAAGGCGGUACUCGGGAUCGACCAACAGCUUCGGUUCGGGGACGACACGAUGCAAAUUGCCCAAGAGUUUGCUCCAAAAUCUGGAUUUGAAGACUUCCGGAGAUCCUUUGCUUUGUCCAUGAGUAGGAUGGGGAAUAUCAAGGUUUUGACCGGAAAAGAUGGCGAGAUCCGGCGGAAUUGUCGACGGAGAAACUAGCUCGGUGGC